Messenger RNA from Mesocestoides corti, 309 nucleotides. The record is from the annotation of a GenBank genome assembly. NCBI's taxonomy places the organism in Eukaryota, Metazoa, Platyhelminthes, Cestoda, Cyclophyllidea, Mesocestoididae.
AUGUGGAGCAUAUUGGCAAGUUUGAUCAAUUUAGGCCGGCGCCAUCUGCUAAACACCCUUCAGGCGCCCAGCAAAUUUUUUCCAGGAUACGCUUCUGUACUUCAAACACCCAAUCUGUGCCUUCGUUAUUACAAAACUGAGGACCGUUUGAGACUAAGGUGUCGCGACUGCUUUUUCGAAAGACGAGAUAACAGACUCUACGUUGAGUGCAAAACUCAUGCACGCCACCGUCAAGCUCAGAUUAUGAGAGAACCCAUUACUCCAUGGAGAUUUCGUCGGAAGAUAUGGAAACACGUAAAAUGGACUUAA